Molecule: messenger RNA, 4704 nt
Organism: Micropterus salmoides (largemouth bass)
Lineage: Eukaryota; Metazoa; Chordata; Actinopteri; Centrarchiformes; Centrarchidae
Gene: scrib
Product: scribble planar cell polarity protein
Biological process (GO): neurotransmitter receptor transport postsynaptic membrane to endosome; neurotransmitter receptor transport, endosome to postsynaptic membrane
Cellular component (GO): postsynaptic density; adherens junction; postsynaptic membrane
Molecular function (GO): protein binding
Source: RefSeq, a predicted model, not a curated record
UGGCUCGACAAGGGGAGGGAGACGCGGCUGUUGCUGAAUCUACUGCUCUUGCUGGUGGCAUUUUACGUACGUCGCAUUAAAACAGCAGUCACGGAGCCGUUUUUUUUAACGUGUUUUGGAAUGUUGCUGUUAAACACAACCGGUCAGUUAAGAAGAUGUUUCCGUAGCUCUCGUUAUACUAACGUUAGUUAACGGCAGUUAGGCACAAAGGCGUUCAGUCAGCUACUAGCCUAGGUUAGCUACGGGUAACUAGCUUGCUAACAACACAGCCGGUGAGGACGAGCACAUCCUUGCGCAGCCAUACUCGGGUUAAUCUCUGCUGGCUCGCUCCGCCGGUUACGUUAGCCGUUUUGUGGUAGUGAUUUAUCUGUAAGUCAAGUGGUUGUUUUAGCACUCGCCACUCAUGCCUCUGAUACUUAAAGCAACGGUACCGCAUAGCUGGGUCGUUGGUUGCAUGUUUUUCAGCUAGUAGCCGCGACUGGGCUUCGGGCUCAUACAGGGAUGGUGGCGGUAGCAAAACAAGCUAACGUUACUCCGUAUCUGCGAAGAAGUGAGUGCGAGAAGUGAGGAGACACUUCGGCCAAGUGGGAGUUCUCAGUUUUGUUUAUGUUACUUGUAAUUUCGGGGGUGAAUGACGCGGGGACGCGCCUGACUAUCCUUGAACGCUGCUUGAACUGAAACUGGAGAAAUCGCUAACAGAUCGAAGGGGAUUAUUUUUGUGUCUCUAAGUGGAUUCGGCCUCCUGUUCAGAAUCGUCGUGGGAACACAGCAAGUGAUUUGACCUUGAGUGAGCCCACUCCCACAAAAUAUCUAAUCUCCCGCCGACCCCCCUUGCUUCACCCUCCGAUGCGGAGACUUCAGUAGCACCGGCAACCCUAUCCCCCACGGCGGCCGGACAUGCUGAAGUGUAUCCCCCUGUGGCGCUGCAACCGCCACGUCGAGUCGGUGGACAAGCGGCAUUGCAACUUGCAGACAGUCCCUGAUGAGGUGUUCCGCUACAGUCGCAGCCUGGAAGAACUUCUCCUCGAUGCCAACCAACUCAAAGAGCUACCAAAGCCUUUCUUCAGACUACUGAACCUACGGAAGCUCGGCCUGAGUGACAAUGAGAUCCAGAGACUCCCUCCUGAGGUGGCCAACUUCAUGCAGCUCGUGGAACUGGACAUCUCCAGAAACGACAUUCCUGAGAUCCCUGAGAGCAUUAAGUUUUGCAGGGCCUUGGAGAUCGCAGACUUCAGUGGAAAUCCCCUGUCCAGAUUGCCGGAUGGUUUCACUCAGCUCCGAGCGUUGGCACACUUGGCACUCAAUGAUGUGUCGUUGCAGACGUUGCCCAACGACAUUGGAAACCUGGCCAACCUGGUGACGCUGGAGCUCAGGGAGAACCUGCUCAAGUCUCUUCCCACGUCGCUCUCUUUCCUGGUGAAACUGGAACAGCUGGACCUGGGCAGCAAUGAACUGGAAGUUUUGCCGGAUACCCUUGGUGCUCUUCCCAACCUGAGGGAGCUAUGGCUGGACCGUAACCAGUUGUCCUCAUUACCACCAGAGCUGGGGAACCUCCGGAGACUGGUGUGUCUGGAUGUGUCCGAGAAUCGUCUGGAGGAGCUUCCCUCAGAGCUGAACGGCCUCCUGGCUCUCACUGACCUGCUGCUCACACAGAACCUGCUGGAGGUCAUCCCAGACACCAUAGGCUGCCUGAAACAGCUGUCCAUCUUGAAGGUGGACCAAAAUAGACUGACCCACCUGACUGAUUCAAUAGGAGAGUGUGAAAACCUCACAGAACUCGUCUUGACAGAGAACCUUUUACAGUCACUUCCUCGCUCGCUGGGCAAGCUGAAGAAGCUGACCAACCUGAAUGUAGACCGUAACCGCUUGGGCAGCGUGCCCAAAGAGCUGGGCGGCUGUGCCAGCCUCAACGUUCUCUCUUUGAGAGACAACCGCCUGGGCAAACUGCCUGCUGAGCUUGCAGAUGCCACUGAGCUGCAUGUGUUGGAUGUGGCUGGAAACAGAUUACAAAACCUGCCUUUUGCCCUGACAAACCUCAAUCUGAAGGCCAUGUGGCUCGCAGAGAACCAGUCACAGCCAAUGCUCAAGUUUCAGACUGAGGACGACGAGCACACAGGAGAGAAGGUGUUGACCUGCUAUUUGCUGCCCCAGCAGCCUUCUCCGAGCCUAGAGAACUUGCUGCAUAACAGUGUGGAUGACAGUUGGACAGACAGCAACCUGAACCGAGUGUCAGUCAUUCAGUUCCAGGAAGAGACCAAGGCUGAGGAGGAGGAUGAUGAGGCUGCUGCAGAGCGCAGAGGUCUCCAGCGCAGAGCCACGCCGCACCCUAGUGAGCUGAAGGUGAUGAAGAAGGUGAUUGAGGAGAGGAGGAAUGAAGCUUACACAUCCAGGCCUGAUGGAGAAGAGUCUCCUAAUCCACAGGAGAAGCGGCUCAGUGACCUCUCCAAUCAGAGCCGUGACUCCCAGGUGUCCAAUAGCACACUGUCGGCCACCUCCCAUGAGGACAGACAAAAUGUGACUGCAGCCUCGCACAGGGAGGAUCUUGUAGAUGGCCACUCCCCUCAGGAGGACGAAGAGCUGGAUGAAAUGGAGGUGGAGUACAUUGAGCCCACUGUGCACUUUGCAGAGGAGCCCAUCUUCCGUGGUGGCGAUGAGGACGACGAGGAGGAUGGUGAGAGGAGUGAUGUGGAAGACGAGAGGCCGGCUUUUCCCGCAGAGAAGCAGCGUCUGAUCAGAAAGGACACGCCACACUACAAGAAGCACUUCAAGAUCACCAAGCUGCCCAAGCCCGAGACGGUGGCUGCGUUGCUGGAGGGCUUCAGUCCCAACUCCCUCAACUCUCCGACACAGGCUGCUGAGAAUGAGCAGGAUGAGGAGGAGGAGGAGGAGGAGGAGGAGCAGGAGCAGGAAGAGCAAAGUAUAUGCACCCCUCAGCAUCAUCACAGAAUGGAGGCACUUGAGGACAGCCGGCUCCAGGUCAAUUCCAGUCAAGUAAAGGGGGUGUCAUUUGAUCAAGUCAAUAAUCUGCUGAUUGAACCUGCUCGAAUUGAGGAGGAAGAGCACACCUUGAUCAUCCAGCGACAAACAGGUGGCCUGGGUAUCAGCAUUGCUGGAGGGAAAGGAUCUACACCGUACAAAGGAGAUGACGAGGGAAUCUUCAUCUCAAGAGUAUCUGAGGAGGGUCCGGCAGCCAGAGCAGGGGUGAAAGUAGGAGACAAACUCCUAGAGGUGAAUGGAGUGGACCUCCAUGAAGCAGAACAUCACACAGCAGUUGAAGCUCUUCGUAGCUCUGGUGCUACAGUUUCCAUGACAGUGCUACGGGAGCGUAUGGUGGAGCCAGAGAAUGCCAUCACCACCACGCCACUGCGGCCAGAGGAUGACUACUUCCCGCGGGAGAGACGGAGCAGUGGCCUCGCCUUCAACUUGGAGACGACUCCCAGUGGGCCUCAGCAGCGACUCUCUACCUGCCUGAUCCGAAACGACAAGGGGCUGGGAUUCAGCAUCGCAGGGGGUAAAGGCUCCACGCCCUACCGCACAGGAGACACGGGAAUCUAUAUCUCUCGCAUCGCAGACGGGGGAGCGGCACACAGAGACAGCACGCUGCGAGUAGGCGACAGGGUAAUCUCUAUCAAUGGUGUAGACAUGACAGAGGCCAGGCAUGACCAGGCAGUAGCGCUUCUUACCGGCACCUCCCCCACCAUCGCCCUCCUAGUGGAGCGAGACCCGAAUGCACCAGUGGGCUCUCCAGGUCAAUCCCGGGCACGAGCCCACUCCCCUCCACCCCCAGAACCCUCAGAUUCACCAGACCAGGAGGAGGAAGGCCUUUCCCUUCAUGGGAACCACCUGAGCCAGAUGGAGGACGAGUAUCCCAUCGAGGAAGUGACCCUGGUGAAAUCAGGCGGCCCUCUAGGCCUGAGCAUCGUAGGAGGCAGCGAUCAUGCCAGUCACCCAUUCGGCGUCAAUGAACCUGGGGUGUUCAUCUCAAAGGUGAUUCCUCACGGUUUAGCGUGUCAAAGUGGACUGCGUGUUGGGGACCGAAUAUUAGAAGUGAACACCAUCGACUUGCGCCAUGCCACACACCAGGAAGCUGUGCGAGCCCUGCUGGCCAACAAGCAGGAGAUCCGUAUGUUAGUACGGAGGGACCCUUCACCGCCUGGGAUGCAGGAAAUUGUGAUCCAGAAGCAGCCCGGGGAGAAGCUUGGCAUCAGUAUUCGUGGAGGGGCCAAGGGUCACGCAGGAAACCCCUUUGACGCCACAGAUGAAGGCAUCUUCAUCUCUAAGGUUAGUUCGACCGGUGCAGCAGCAAGAGACGGCCGACUGCAGGUUGGCAUGCGUAUCCUGGAGGUGAACAAUCAUAGCCUGCUGGGGAUGACGCACACGGAGGCAGUGCGAGUGCUCCGUGCUGUCGGAGACUCCCUGGUCAUGCUGGUGUGUGACGGCUUCGACCCACGAAAGGAGUCUGCCGUGGAGGCGUCUCCUGGCAUCAUUGCCAACCCAUUCACAACAGGCAUCGUCCGCAAGAACAGCAUGGAAAGCAUCUCUUCUAUAGACCGAGACCUGAGCCCAGAGGAGAUGGACAUCAUGCAGAAGGAGUCUGAGAUGGUGAGAGAGACGUCGCAGUGGGAGCGAGAAGAGAUGGAGAAAGUGGAGCGUAUGCGCUUGGAGCGUGAGGAGGCAACUCGCCUGCUAGAAGAGGAGACUGAG